AUGAGUAAUGCCGAUGACCGCCGCCGGUCACGACCCCCGACCACACGGCGAAAUGGCACGCUGCAGUCGUGCGAGCCGUGUCGGCGAGCAAAGCAGCGCUGCGACCAUGAACGGCCAGUGUGCCGUCGAUGUGUAGCCAAAAAGAUCAAUGACCGAUGUUUUUACCAUCCUGCACCGAUGACUCGGCGCAGGGCAUCGGACAAUAAUAUUGCGGUUCCAAGACCAAGUCUUGCGCCUGCGAAAAGAUUGACGAGUCAGCCCACAUCCAAUGCAUCGAGUCCUGGAUCUGGAUCACUACAAGGUGGACGGAUCUAUGCCCCCUUAGAAGUACCCUCGGCGUUGCCGGGAUAUAUGGGCUCUACGAGCUUCACGGCAGUGCUUGCUGAGCAUCGCAAUGAAAUUGCAUUUGAGCAAGGCGAGAAUACCGAACCUCUCCCUGUACUCGUCGUCGAGCCAGAUCGAGUACAAUCUGGAGCCGAGGUUCUGCUCUUCCUGCAUAACCUCAAGCUUCGUCGACAACUGAUCGAGAAAUUCUACCUUCGAUCCUGCAAUGUCGUGGUACCGAAAAUCGUGGUCGAUGCCAUGUUGGAUUCAAUUGACGAGAUAUUUAGUGGUUUCAACUCAAAUGACUUAAUCUCCCAAUUACAAAGGCUGGCAACCCAGCUCUGUCAAAAUUCGUCAAGGGCUUUGCUGACCCAUUCAUCGAUGACCGCUGAUGAGUACUGCGCCUCUUUUACGGGAAGUAAUUUUCGUUGGGAAGCACUGGGAAAUAUCUUCAGUCUAUGCGGACAGCAGGUGGUAGUCACACCAGAGAAUGAUCCUCUGGUGGCGGACGGAGGUGAUCAUGGAGAUAAGGAUCGACUGCUGGAACAGUUGACCUUGGCGAGCACCAUUUGCUUAAAUUUUUGUGAUCAGGCGUCCAUGGCAAACGAGAUGCUGGCUUGUCUGCAGUACAACGAUGUCAUGUUGCGGACACAGUUAUAUGGUGAUUCAAGCUAUCAAGCGUGGCGUCGACUCGGAGAUCUCACAGCUACCAUCUACGCUGCUGGUUUACACGUGGAUGCCGAAAACUCAGACGAUUCACCUUUCUUCUUGAAGCAAUGGCGACGGUGCUGCUUCACAUCAGCAUUUUACAUGGACAAGACCAUUGCUACAUUCCUUGGUCGUCCGCCUCUCCUCAACUACCGUUAUUGUACAUUGACCCCUCCACUAGAUCUCAAUGACGAUGACCUCGUGGCAGGCGGUGAGAAGCUCAACCAAGCAAUUUCAGAGCUUGACAGUGCCGGCUGGAGUACGAACGGGACCCGAAACCGAAUGUCGAUGGGGCGGAUCCGGUUCCAGCUCUCGGUGUACAGAGACCAGACCCUGGAAAUUGCGUUGGGAUGUAGUGAAGGCCAGGAUCUGAUUCGAAAGUGCAAUGAAAUCCUCGAAGGCGUGCGUGCGGUGUGGGAGUCAACGCCUGAUCAUCUUCGCUAUGAUCGAAAUUCCGCCAGUGACGAUCACAAUGGAUGGCUGACCAUCCUGUACCUCUACCUCAACUAUCUUUACACGUGUUUUCUUAUUCAGCGGGCUCUUAUCAAACACACCAAUACAGGCCAGGAGGCACUGUGUGACAUUUCGCGCCAGGUCUUGAGCAUCGUCAACAGCAUGACUACAAGACGUAGCGCCAUGGUCGACCUUGACAGACAUUAUUCGUGGAUCGCUCUUACAUAUGGAGUUCCCAGCUCCGGUGUCCUUCUGCUUGAGCUGUUGCAUCAGUCUCAUCAACCAGGUCCGCAUCAUGUCGUGCUUCCAAGGGCCGAGCUCAUCCGUAAUCUGAGCGUUUUUGUAUCGAUGCUUUCUUGGAUUGCACGCCCCGGCCACGGCAACUACCGCACGUGCAAAGAGGCCGAGAAGAAUCUGUCGCGCAUCUUGGACCAAGUACUCGACCCGCAGCCAGUACAUGCAGAAGCCAUGCACGAUGUCACUACGGAGCUCUCGAGCUUUCUGAAUUGGUCCAAUUACAACAGCUGGGAUUUCAACUCAGAAUACUUUCCCUAA
Molecule: messenger RNA, 2040 nt
Organism: Penicillium diatomitis
Lineage: Eukaryota; Fungi; Ascomycota; Eurotiomycetes; Eurotiales; Aspergillaceae
Product: putative C6 transcription factor
Exons: 5
Coding region: 1-2040 (679 amino acids)
Biological process (GO): regulation of DNA-templated transcription; DNA-templated transcription
Cellular component (GO): nucleus
Molecular function (GO): DNA binding; zinc ion binding; DNA-binding transcription factor activity, RNA polymerase II-specific
Source: RefSeq, a predicted model, not a curated record